Messenger RNA from Diachasmimorpha longicaudata, 3431 nucleotides. RefSeq names its product partitioning defective 3 homolog. Lineage: Eukaryota; Metazoa; Arthropoda; Insecta; Hymenoptera; Braconidae. Gene Ontology annotation, cellular component: apical plasma membrane; adherens junction; cell cortex. Bases 493 to 3090 code for a protein of 865 amino acids. Gene Ontology annotation, biological process: intracellular protein localization; microtubule cytoskeleton organization; establishment or maintenance of epithelial cell apical/basal polarity. The transcript has a single exon. Gene Ontology annotation, molecular function: protein binding; phosphatidylinositol binding. The record is from RefSeq and is a predicted model, not a curated record.
UCUCGAAAAAGCCGUCUUAACCUCUCAAUCUUUGCCUCGUCCACAACUCCGCCGCAUUAUCUCGCCCCUCUCCCCAUUCCUCGGAACAAAACUGGAACAGAACCAGUGGUAAUGGCGUGUGCGUCUAUCUCGUAUAUUUGAUUUCCUCCGAUAAAACAUAAAAAAAACCUCUGUAAUCAUCAGUAAACUGGGCGUAUUCAUGCCCCACCGUAUCUCCUCGCGAUUCACCCCACAUUCCCCCAAUGUUCUCAUUCAAAGCACCAGUAACUCCCUCCAAAUUGUGAAAAAAAAAUGGUUCUAUGUGGUGCGCAAUGAAUGACGAAUACGUGUUGUAACGAAAUAAUAAGGGUACCAAAUGUAUCAUUUAAACGUGACUAACAUACCAAGUAACAUACAUGGUAAUCGUGACGCAAACUAGUGUAUUCUCCUUGCUAAAUGAAACAAAGAUCACUCGAGGAAUUUCCCGAACAAUCGUAAUAUGAUAUUGGUGAGAUGAAGGUGACAGUGUGCUUCGAUUCAGUGAGAGUGGUGGUGCCUUGUGGCGAUGGCACCCUUCUGGUGCGUGAUUUGAUGCACGAAGCGAUAUUGAGAUAUCGCAAGGCCACUGGUAAAACCGACCCUGGACCGACGAUAACGUCAUUAUCGUCAUUAACUGGGGGUGGAUUGCUGGACCCUGAUGAUCGUCUGUGUGAUGUUGCUGACGAUCGUGAGCAGAUUGUCGCACACUUCAGUGGAAAUGAAGUGCCCCAUGUGGGUGGGGAUGGUGCUAGUUCAGUAGGUACCAACAGUCCAGAGUUCUUCCAGCAUCAUGUGGACGUUCAUGGGAGAGUGUCGGGAAUGAAGAGGGAGAGUACGAAGAGGCUGUCUAUGCAUGCACUGUCAACGAGAGAGCCUAGUUUGACGACUUACUCGGCGUUGUCACUGCCGAGAGAAUCUAGGAGACGAGAGCCAUUGGGUCAAGAUGCCAAGGCAGCUUUUGAGUUGUCCAGCAAGGCUGAGCUGCAUCUCAAGGAGGAGAUUCGUGAGAUUGUCAUCAAGAACGAAGCUGGACCCUUGGGGCUUCACGUGGUGCCUUGUUAUGACCUCUCUGGGGAUGAUCAAGGGCUGAGGGUCGAGGGGAUUGAACCAAAUGGGAGAAUAGCCAAGGACGGACAGAUUGAUCUCCAUGACAAGAUUAUCAAGAUCAAUGGGCACAAUCUGCUUCGAAUCCCCUUCACCAAGGUUCAAGAAAUAUUCCGAACGUGCAUGGCUGAGCCCUGUCUGAAAAUAUCCAUCAUCAAGAGUAAGAAGAUUAUGGAGAAGCAGAUGAGCUCUAAGAGUCUUCCUGACAAGGAGCAAGAGGAGAACAUCAGAAAGCUGCAGUGUAGCACCUAUAACCUUCUGCAGAAUGCCAACACCAGGAAAAUUGGGAGGAUUUUGGAGAUUGAGUUGACUAAGGGGACUGAGCCCCUGGGUUUUAGUGUCACCACGAGGGACAAUCCUGCCGGGGGUCAUUGUCCCAUUUACAUAAAGAAUAUUCUUCCAAGAGGGCCUGCUGUUGAAGACGGGAGACUUCGGCCUGGAGAUCGAUUACUUGAGGUGAAUAACGUGGAGAUGACUGGUAAGAGUCAGGACGACGUGGUGUCUUUACUGAGGAGCAUUCCACCUGGGGGAAAAGUCCGGAUAACCGUGUCUCGACAGGAGGAUGUGCCAAGUGCAGCUGAUGCUUCAGGAUCUGAAGUGACACCUGACAAACCGACAGCUGAAAUACAUUUUUCAUCGCCCAAAAAGGUGCCCAAGGCUGAAUCACCACCAAGUACUCCAUUUAAACAAGUGCCUUUGGACGAUGUUGUUCUCUCUCCCAGGAAGAAUAGAAUGAUUCUGACUCUAGAUAUACCAGUUCACGAUUCCGAAAAGGCUGGUCUUGGUGUCAGUGUCAAGGGAAAAACCAGCAGUACCGAUGAUCACUCGAGUAUGGAUCUCGGUAUUUUUAUAAAAUCUGUACUCAAUGGUGGGGCAGCAUCGCGUGACGGUCGUCUACGUACCAACGAUCAAUUGCUCAAUGUCAAUGGUAAAUCUCUGCUUGGUUUAUCGAAUUCAAAGGCGAUGGAAACACUGAGAAGUGCCAUGCUCAAUACAAACAGCUCAGUAACAGGUGUCAUAACACUGACAAUAGCGAGACGAGUGUCACCAACGUAUGAUAAUUGCGAUAGUAUUGGUAAAAUUGAGACUGCUAACAGUAUUUACGUGUCAGAUGACAAAUCUGAUAAACAUUGCAUCAAUCAGGAGGUCAUUGAUGAGGAACUUUUGCCAUCCUCAUCGUCCUCCUGGAAUCCAGUUAUCGAUAGACUAACAGAACAGUAUAGUAAAAAUAGUUUGAGAAAUGAGAGCUAUUGUUUGGCGACUAAUAAGACGUGGGUUGAGGGUGGAAAGAAGAUGAUUAUUGGUGAGCAGGAUUUACUGCUCGAGGAGUCCAGUGAGAAUGCCGAAGAGAAGAAGAGUUGUGAUGAAAAGGAUAGUCAUUAUGACAGCCAGUUGUCACUUGAGGAAUUCAAUUCCGCUAAAUUCUCGAGGGAUGCACUGGGCAGGCAGAGCAUGUCGGAGAAGAGGCAUGCGGCACUGGAUGCUAAGAGUACGGAUACCUACAAGAGGAAUAAGAAGCUCAGGGAGGGCAGGGAGAAGGAGAGCCAGGAGGAUGGUGGCGAGAAGAAGGAGGAGAAAGGGGAGAGCUCGUUUGAGGCAGCUAGAAAAAAAUUCGAAAAGUUUGAGAAUUCAGAGGCCAAAUCAGAGUAUAUUUACACUAUUCCUGGCUGCAAUAGUAAAUAUAUUUCACCCAGGAAACACUGGCUCGUGGAUGAGGGACAUGGGAAUGUCUCCAAUGGACAAUUCAAGGAAGAGGGGGAGGGAUUUUCAAACAGUCGAGGGGACGUUAAGCAAGCCUCGUUGAAUUCAGCUCUCGACGAGAGGUAUAAGAGGUCCAGGAAGAAGGGAGGCAUCAGAUCCAUGUUGAGGUUGGGGAAAAACCGAAAGUCUCUUAAUUUUGGAGAUAAUAUCGAGGGGAGACAUGAGACUAGUAAUUACUGCAGUGGCACCAUCAAUUACAUUGCAUAAUGAUUUUAUUCCAGAUGUUGAGAGAUUUUUUUUGAGGGAGACAAUCGAGAGAAUUCCAUUAUUUUUUCUUCUUUUGAUUAAUCAUGUACUUAUAUAGGAGAUAGUUACGAUUGUAAAACUUGCACGAUUAAUUUUUUAUCGAGGAUAUCAGUUGUUUCAUGUUGAAUGUUCCAAAGUGCCUUAUGAAAACUGAAAUAGGAUCAGGUGAUAAUGUAUGGAAGAUCAUUAUUUUUUUCUGUCUGUAUAUAUAUUAUUCUAUUUUUUUUAUAUCAGUACUUGAAUCGAAUCAUGUAAUCUAUUUUGCAAACAAUAAAUAAUUUUUUUUUCUUUGCACAAUGCAA